AUGUAUGGGAUAAAAUCUGCUAAAGUUGCUUUACGUAAAAAAAUGAAAAAUAUCAUUACACAACUUAGUAUAGAAGAAAAACAAAGACAAUCAACGAAAGUAUUUGAAAAACUAUGUUCUCUACCAGAAAUCCAAAACAGUAAAAGAGUUUCCUUAUAUUUAAGUACAAAAGAUGAAAUUGAUACAAUUCGAAUACUAAAAUAUAUGUUUGAAACACAAAAGGAAGUAUUCGUUCCUAGAUAUAAAGGAAAAGUCAUAGAAAUGGUAAAACUAUUUUCAAUGGAAGAUUAUGAGACAUUGCCAUUAACUAAAUGGAAUAUUAAACAACCAAACUUUAAUGAACCUCGGGAAAAUGCAUUAGAAACUGGUGGAUUAGAUGUAAUACUUUUACCAGGUGUUGCAUUUACUAUAGAUGGAAAACGUUUAGGACAUGGAAUGGGUUAUUAUGACAAAUUUUUGGAAUUAUGUCUAAAGAAACAACAAACGAAACCACAUUUAAUUGCAGUCGCAUUUAAUGAACAAUUACGGGAAGAUAUUCCUACAUCUGAAAAUGAUAUAUCAUUGGAUCUAAUAGUUACGGAAAAGUAA
This is a messenger RNA of Eufriesea mexicana, 588 nucleotides long. RefSeq names its product methenyltetrahydrofolate synthetase (gene Mthfs). Gene Ontology annotation, molecular function: 5-formyltetrahydrofolate cyclo-ligase activity. Gene Ontology annotation, cellular component: mitochondrion. The record is from RefSeq and is a predicted model, not a curated record. The coding region runs from base 1 to 588 and encodes 195 amino acids. The transcript is spliced from 4 exons. NCBI's taxonomy places the organism in Eukaryota, Metazoa, Arthropoda, Insecta, Hymenoptera, Apidae. Gene Ontology annotation, biological process: tetrahydrofolate interconversion; folic acid-containing compound biosynthetic process.